Molecule: messenger RNA, 2169 nt
Organism: Ooceraea biroi (clonal raider ant)
Lineage: Eukaryota; Metazoa; Arthropoda; Insecta; Hymenoptera; Formicidae
Product: EF-hand domain-containing protein 1
Biological process (GO): mitotic spindle organization; mitotic cytokinesis; cilium-dependent cell motility
Cellular component (GO): mitotic spindle; axoneme
Molecular function (GO): alpha-tubulin binding
Source: RefSeq, a predicted model, not a curated record
GUUAUAGAGAUGCGUUCAAGUUCAAGGUAUAAAUAAGUCGCGAGUCGCGACAUGUCCGCUUUGACACGGAGAUUCGUCUUGAGUUUUUGCGUUGGUAUAUUUUGACAUUAGUAUGGCAGGUCUGCCCCUUUUACCGGGAUAUACUUUUCGAGACGUCAGUGUGAGUAUUCGAACAAGCGUUGCGUAUUUCCGUUUUUUUAUAGGCGAAUCUGUUAAAAGAACACGUGGAUUGUCAAUUUAUCAUUUCGAGAAGUCGAAUCCAAGUAGUAGGUCGUAAAAGAAUAUAUAAUUAAGUUCUUUAUAUUUCCAUAAGGUGAGGGAUUACAAAUUGCCACACAAACUCGAUGUCCUAAAUGGUUUUCCUGUAGUACGCGACACUAAAUACGGCAUCGGAAGGAAGCCGACAGACGCAGCAUCCGUUCGGUAUGCCGACGCUCCAGACCCUGUGGAGUACGAUCCAUCGCUAACUUACGGUCGCUUGCCUCGCCACGCGUAUCGACGAUUCGUGCCCCAUUAUGCAGUAUUCGCACAAAAGUGCCUACGUUUUAAGGCCUACUUUCGUCAGGAAGUCUUGAAUUCUCCGCACGAGCAUUAUCGCCUGCGCCACGUAAACAUUAUUUAUUAUCUGGAAGACGAUACGCUCUGUGUGAUUGAGCCUGUGGUCGACAAUGCCGGUUUCCAGCAGGGAAAGCUGGUGAGGCGCGACAGAGUUCGAAAGAGUGCCAAAGGAGACUUAUUUAUCUGGAAAGACUUCAACGUCGGAAUUGACGCGUGCAUUUAUGGGACUGUUUAUCACAUUGUCGACUGCGACCCAUUCACCAAAGAGUUCCUGACGAGCCAGGGUAUCGACGUGGGUGAGAGGGAGAGCCUGCCCGUGGAUCCUUACACGGAGCAACGCAACAUCAAGUCAACGACGACACCGACGACGACAAUCAUCGAUGAUCCCAGGCGACGCUUUCUCCAAUACGACGGCAUGGUGUUGUCGUUCGAUGCCACGUGGAACGGCGAUCGCUACCGGGUGAUGUACUUUCCGACGGACGACACCGUAGCGAUCGGUGAGAUACAUGAGCGCAACGACGGCAAAGACCCCGUGCCGAUGCUACUCAGGCGAACACGCGUGCCGAAGGACUGGAAGAAUCUGCCGGCCCGGCAUCCGAGCAUCUACAUGGAGUAUGGUGAUCCUGAAGUCGUCGAGUACUGUACACCGCGCGAUUUUAGAUUGGGCGAGACGAUUCUCUUGUUCGGCCGGAGCUUCCUGCUGCACGACUGCGACGCCUUUACGCGCAAGUAUUACUCCGACGUGCUGGGUACGCCGCAACCGAGCGCGGUUCCACUUCCCACGAGAGCGGAGAGGCCGGCGCCGAGGCACGACGUGCCGCCGCACAUAAAAUUCGGCAGUCCCGAGGAUACGUAUGCCAGCUGCCUCUCCUUCCUGCCGAGAGCGCCAAGGAAGAACGUCAUUCGUCAGCUGGCGAAUUUCCCGAAGAAACUGCGCUAUUCCGCGCGGAUGGACGCGGCGCAUCCGGAGGAUGAGCAUCGCGACUUCGUGUUGGAGUACAAUCUGAGCGACGGUGCCGUUCGGAUCAACGAGAUCGAGAAGCGCAAUUCCGGCCGGCACGAGGGCUGCUUCCUGUCCUCGCGGCGCGUACCAAAGCCGGGCACGGGAAGGGACGAUCCGGAGUAUUACACGCCGCGGGACUUCUUCAUUGGCGCGCGCAUCGACGUGUUCAAUCAUCGUUUUAUCAUUACCGGGGCUGAUUUGUUCGUGUAUCGGUACGUCGAGGCUAACCGCGAUAAGUUUUGCCAGGAAGUGCGAGAAAACCUGCGGAAUUACUUCCUGCAGCAAGGUAUGCUGCGGGACGACGUGGACGUCGAGGCUGGAAAAAAACAAGCCGAGGAUGAGCGGAAACUUCUCGCGAAUGCGAAAGCUCUCGAGGACGAUGUCGACGUGAACGCAUGCACGGGCGAGAAAUUUCGUACGGCCCCAGUCGUGGAGAAUUAACGGCUGCUCAAUUGAGUCAUUAACAUGUAAAUGAUUUCAAUUUACGUUUUCUGUCAAUCUUCUCUCUCUUGCGACGCCCGCUAAUUAAGGGGCGAGCCUGCUUUAGAACGCUGAAAAUAAGGUAUAAUAUUACGAAUUUGUUUGGAGAAACUAUACAGCGGAUCAUU